Molecule: messenger RNA, 5000 nt
Organism: Anarrhichthys ocellatus (wolf-eel)
Lineage: Eukaryota; Metazoa; Chordata; Actinopteri; Perciformes; Anarhichadidae
Product: chloride channel protein 2-like
Exons: 18
Coding region: 98-2452 (784 amino acids)
Biological process (GO): chloride transport; transmembrane transport
Cellular component (GO): plasma membrane
Molecular function (GO): voltage-gated chloride channel activity
Source: RefSeq, a predicted model, not a curated record
GUGUGUGUGUGUGUGUGUGUGUGUGUGUGUCUGUGUCUGUGUCUACCUGUGUGUAUAUCUGAUUCUUGUUGGACAGAACGAGCUGAGGAACACAGAGAUGCUGUCGGCUGCCUGUGCAGUGGGUGUGGGCUGCUGCUUCGCUGCCCCUAUUGGAGGGGUGCUGUUCAGUAUUGAGGUCACUUCUACAUUUUUUGCUGUGAGGAAUUACUGGAGGGGCUUCUUUGCCGCCACCUUCAGUGCCUUCAUAUUCAGAGUGCUGGCGGUGUGGAACCAGGAGGAAGAGACCAUCACUGCUCUCUUUAAGACCCGUUUCCGUCUCGACUUCCCGUUUGACCUUCAGGAGCUGCCGGCGUUUGCCAUCCUCGGGAUUGCCUGUGGUUUUGGUGGUGCUCUGUUUGUCUACCUGAACCGGCAUAUUGUAGAGUGCAUGAGGAAACAGAAGACUAUUAACAAGUUCUUGCUGAGGAAUCCAUCUCUUCCUGUCAGGCGUCUGGUGUAUCCCGCACUCGUCACCCUGCUGGUCUCCACUCUCACGUUCCCCCCGGGCUUCGGGCAGUUCAUGGCCGGACAGCUGACGCAGCACGAGUCUCUGGUCGCGCUGUUCGACAACCGAACAUGGUGCCGCCAGGGCGUGGCGGAGGAGUUCGACUACAUCAGCCACCACCACGCCUGGAAACACCCACAGGUCAACGUCUUCAUCACACUCAUCCUCUUCAUCGUCAUGAAGUUCUGGAUGUCCGCUGUGGCCACCACCAUGCCUGUUCCAUGCGGGGCCUUCAUGCCAGUUUUUCUUAUUGGCGCAGCAUUUGGAAGACUUGUCGGAGAGAUCAUGGCAACCAUGUUUCCUGAUGGCAUACAUGCUGACGGCAGCGUGUAUCCCAUAGUCCCCGGUGGUUAUGCUGUAGUUGGUGCUGCAGCGUUGUCUGGAGCAGUCACCCACACUGUAUCCACAGCAGUCAUCGUGUUUGAGCUGACUGGUCAGAUCUCCCACAUUCUGCCUGUGAUGAUCGCCGUGAUCCUGGCCAACGCCGUGGCCCAGUCGCUCCAACCGUCACUGUACGACUCCAUCAUCCGCAUCAAGAAACUCCCUUAUCUGCCCGAACUGGGCAUGGGACAUCAGGAGAAGUAUAAUAUCCGUGUGGAGGACAUCAUGGUUAGGGAUGUGCGCUACAUCACUCUGAACUCUUGCUAUCGGGACCUGCAGGAGAUGAUGCUGACAGGUCAGCUCAAAACACUGGCCCUGGUUGAGUCCAGUGACUCCAUGAUCCUGCUGGGCUCCAUAGAGCGACUGCAGCUCCAGUCGCUGCUCUCUCUCCAGCUGAGCCGCCUGCGGAGGCUGGAGUACCUCCGCCAGUUGGCCCAGGACAACGGCAUCCACGAUCACCUGCCCAGCCUGACCACCGACAGCACGCCCAGCUCCCCCUGCUCCCACAUCAACUCCACCACCAACACCAGCGCUCGGCAAGCGGUCCGCUUCCUGAUCUCCACAGAGGAGUCUUCCUCCUUCAGCCCAGUGGUUUCCAAUGUUCAACUUCCUCUGAAAUCUGCCUUGAAAACUGUGUCCGCCAUCAGCGACACAGAGACGCCAAAUAGCUCUCAGACCCUUUCCUGUGCUGACCAAGACAAUGAGCUGCUGGAGAGUCCGGCUGGGCCGGCUCCUCCCGACAAAAGACAACCCGGGCCCAACAAACGCGUGAGGAUCUCCAUGGCGGACUCUACUGAAGCGGAAGAUGGCAUGACCCCAUCAGACAUAGCGGAGUGGGAGGAGCAGCAGCUUGACGAGCCGGUGGAUUUCAAGAACUGCAAGAUUGAUCCUGCUCCCUUCCAGCUGGUGGAGCAAACAUCUCUGCAUAAGACCCACACCAUCUUCUCUCUGCUGGGUCUGGAUCACGCCUAUGUGACCAGCAUGGGACGUCUGGUCGGAGUGGUCUCUCUCAGAGAGCUGCGUAAGGCCAUCGAGGGCUCGGUGACGGUGACUGGAGUAAAAGUGCGCCCUCCGUUGGCCAGUUUUCGCGACAGUGGGAACAGCACAAACGUAUCCGAGGUAACAGAACUGCACAAGCUGUGCAUCCGCCACAGGGGUCUCUCAUUGCCACGGGAACCCAACCCUCCGGACGUGGAGGACCAGCCAGACCUCCCGUACAAAGAGAUCCCCAUCAACUUCUCGGACACAUCGAAUUUGCAGUUUGAAAGCAGCCCCGGGGACAUCUCGAGUCAGGAGUUGGUGCUCCAGGAGAGCCCUUCGUUCACCGAGGACCCAUCGGAGCUUACUUUUGACUGCAGCCCCUCUCACACUGAGGAAUCAGAGCUGGGCUGUGACUAUGACCCCCUCACCCACACUCCGGAGCAGGACGACACGGAGCAAGAACAGGGGAGUCCGUCUCUGAACAAGGACCAAUCAGAACCUGAGGGAGAGGGUGUCCCCGCCCACACUGAGGAUCAAUCAAAAUGAUCAGGGGGGGGAUCUGUCGCCUCAUGAAUGUUGACGUUUCUUACAUUUGUAGAGGUCACUCUGGCCUCCAAGUCCAGCCUAGAUACCCGUGUUUCUAACGUUGUUGUGGCGUGAUUGAGAGAGUGAGCAGGAGUAGAUGUGACAUCCGUUAUUGCGUUUCAAACUGUGCAAAUGCCCGUUUUAAAAGAUAAAGCCGACUUUAUUCUACAUUUGACUUACUGUCAACGAAUCCCAUGAAAGGAACAAAACCAACAACUACUGACUCCCCUGUAAUGUCUGUUGCUCUUUGAUUCCUAUUGAAGAGGCAAAUCUUUAAAGCCUCCGAACACCCACGCAGGUGUUUCCAGUUAUUCUGAUUAGCCCUCUGCUCGGGUUGAAGGUGGGCCGGAGCUUUGAUGGGAGUUCAAUUAGGUCACAGAUCUUCAUCCACCACCAGGUGCAACAAAAGCUAACAGGAGACUCAGUCACUUGAAAUCAAUCAAUUGUAGUCUGUGGACGACCACACAGUCCUGAGAGGAGGUCUAAUCAGCCAGAUUAACUGGAAACAACUGGAUGGGUGCUCAGAGGCUUUAAAGAUGAACGUCGCCAAUUUUACACAUCAAAGUCUGUGUUCAGGUGUUGGAGAGUGUUUUAAUCAUUUUCUGUGAAAGACUUCAUAUAAAGCUUUUUUGUUGCUCCAGAGGGAGAUGUGGGAAGCGAACUGAUUAAUCAGAAAUCUUGACAACAUCUAAUAAUGGACCUUUAGGUGAGAUUAUUCAAGUCAUUUCCUAAAACAGCUGGGCAGUGUAGGCUGUAUUACUCAAACAAGCAUUAAUAAUGCAUUUAUUUCAGCCACAGAUGUGGUGCUCUAGUGAGCAGGUUUGAUGGUGUAUGUGUAGGAUUUGCCUCAGAAAUAAACACUUGAUUGUUAUAUGUGUGAUAUUGUAAUGAGGGCGCAUGCCACUCAUUGCAAUAAUUUGGCUCAUUUAUGUGUUUUAGUACUUUUUUGGAGCAGUUCCUGACUACAAAAGACCAGUUUGGUCUUUUCAUGGGAUUUGUUGAUAAGGAAAAUAUGGAAAAUUGUCAGCUGUAUGUUUUAAAUGUGUGUGUUUGUGUGCGCGUAUGUGUGUGUUUGUGUGUGCAUGAGAGAUUCUUUUAGACACUUUUCCAUGCCAUGCUCACAUCUGGUCCAGACUCUGAAACAUAUUCAUGCCAAAAAUCACUGGUAAACAUCCUGUAAACAUUACUUCAGUGACAUUUCAAGAGAGAGUAAAGAUGCACACAAGUAAUGGAGGGUGAACAAUAAAAGAAAGCACAGAAGAACAUCGACAAUUGUUCUAAUGAGCACAUGAUGGAAUGAAUUCAAACUACUACCGCUACCUAUACUACGAAUACAUCACAGGGCCUGAAUCAAUGGCUAAUAAUAUAAGUUAUAGUGGUGUUGGUUGUAUGUUGGCUGAUAUGCAAUACAUUUACAGUAAUAAUGCAGUAAAAGGUGGUUUAAUAGCAACAGUGUCAUUAUUAGUUUGUCUAUUAUCAGUAUAUCUUCUUUUUUUUCAUUUUACUACCAAAUAUUGGUGUCCAUAUCAGCCCCCGAAAUCCCCCAAAUCAACUGGGAUCUACUCUUCUGAGGCAGCUUCCAAAGGUCCAGCAAGCUUAGCGCAGGACUCCAAAUAAUGGUGAAGCACAUUGUAAUUACCAUGAGUAUAAUUGAAUGCACAUGUAGCCUUGUUUGGCUUUAAAGGCGCUGAUUCAAUAAGGGCAAUGUAGACCGUCCGUCUUGUCACUUGAUCUGCCUCUUCAUCUUCUGCUAUGUGAAUUUAAUUGUGUUUUAAUGUGUUUCUAGCACGAUAAAGGAACCACACAUGAGCUCAGAUUGAAAGAAAGAUACCGGGUGUUGUACAGAGCACACAAACACACACACAUAUACGGCCACGUGUAUGCGGCCUGUAGAUAUUAACACUGUGAUAUGUCACACGUAUCUUUAUGACAGAGUACAUUUAAUUCAGCCUGGCCUCGAAAUGCAAUGUUGAGAAAUGUAACUACUGUAUGAAGCACAGCGAUGUCGUAGAGCCAAGUGUGUGUGUGUGCGAGUCCUUGUUACGACCCUCAAAUGGAUGCAAGUAUUUCAGCUUCAUGCCGUUGCAUUUUUGAGCCACGUUUCUUCUUCUAUCUUAUGUGAUGUCAUCGCAGCACACCAACUCUGGCUCGUUUUUUUUGUCCGCGUAACCAUUUGUGCAAAGUUUUAUUAACGUCUUGACUUUUUGUUUGCAUAUAGAACGUGAAGUAGUGCUCGCCAUAUAGGAUAACGAAUAAGGCGUUAAAUAUAGUGUAUAAGCUAAUUUGCAGCGUAUCUAGUUAAGCAAUAAGUCUGUUGUAUCUCCCUUUAUAUGGCAUUGGCCUGUAUAUGCUUUGUACAUAUGGAAAUACACGGAUGAGAUCUACGUACAUGCUAUUGUACAUAGAGGAAUGAUGCAUUUGAAAUCCAACAGCCAUCGUUAUUUUUCAGAGAACAUGAAAUUGUUUUUGUACAUGAGUGAAUGAUUAAAUUUGAAAAACACCUUUAAAA